Molecule: messenger RNA, 660 nt
Organism: Chaetura pelagica (chimney swift)
Lineage: Eukaryota; Metazoa; Chordata; Aves; Apodiformes; Apodidae
Gene: ABI3
Product: ABI family, member 3
Exons: 6
Coding region: 1-660 (219 amino acids)
Biological process (GO): regulation of cell migration
Cellular component (GO): lamellipodium
Molecular function (GO): SH3 domain binding
Source: RefSeq, a predicted model, not a curated record
AUGGUGGAUCCUGCACCCACCAAGAAACCUUGGGGGGGAACCCAAGUGACGAGGUCAGACUACAGGGAAAGCAGGUUUCUGAGAGCGAGUGACAAGCGGAAGGCACUGGAGGAGACGAUGGCCCUGAGCACACAGUCCCUGGCCAGUGUCACCUACCAGGUCAGCAGCCUGGCCAGCACCUUCCUCCAGCUGCUGGACCUGCAGGCAGCCCAGCUGCGCAAGGUGGAGGCCGAGAUUGGCUGCGUGGCCCAGAGGGUUGAGAUGCACAAGGAGAAGGUGUCUCGCCGGGAGAUCGGCUCGUUGACCAUCAGCAAGAGGUUCCCACCCUACCAGAAGAUCAUCUCCCCCCCCAGCCCCCCCAGCCUGGAGCCCUACUACAGGAAACCCCUCAACUUCAGUGCCCUGGACGACAUUGGCCACGGCAUUAAGAAGGACAACGAGCUCUCCUUCCCCCCCGGGACCCUCCUCUUCGUCACCCGGCGCUACUCGGACGGCUGGUUGCUGACCCUGUACCCCUACACCCGGCAGAAGGACAACGAGCUCUCCUUCCCCCCCGGGACCCUCCUCUUCGUCACCCGGCGCUACUCGGACGGCUGGUGUGAGGGUGUCAUGGCUGAGGCUGCUGGGUUCUUCCCUGGCAAUUAUGUGGAGCCCUUCUGA